Apiotrichum porosum is the source of this 1419-nucleotide messenger RNA. RefSeq lists its product as uncharacterized. Lineage: Eukaryota; Fungi; Basidiomycota; Tremellomycetes; Trichosporonales; Trichosporonaceae. Bases 1 to 1419 code for a protein of 472 amino acids. Gene Ontology annotation, molecular function: DNA-binding transcription factor activity, RNA polymerase II-specific; zinc ion binding. Gene Ontology annotation, biological process: regulation of DNA-templated transcription. The transcript has a single exon. The record is from RefSeq and is a predicted model, not a curated record.
AUGAUCCCCGCCCCCAUCGAGUCCUCCAGUCUCCCUUCACUCUCCACUCUGCUUAGGCGACCCGACACGGCCAACACCCAGUCAUCCAUUGCCCCGGCACACACUCCAGCACUCUCCAACCCCCGCCAGUCCACCGGUAGCAGCUGCUCGCCUUCUUCUUCUCCACGCACACCACGCAGCAUCAACAUGGACGGUCCAAGCCCCAACUUUGGUCCCAUGGGCGUCAACGGCAGCCAAGGUGGCAUGAUGCAGGAUGGCAAGCGCCGUCCAGCACCUCUGACCACUCUGCCUUCCCUCUCCCAGCUGCCCCGCACCGACAGCGUCCCCCUCACUCGCAAGCCCAGCGACGAGCGCCGCAACAUUGCUGCUCUCCUCAACGAGCCUCGCAGGCAUGACGACUAUUUCUCGCACCAGCCCCAGUCGCACGCACCUCCGCACACUCCCCCACACUACCAGCAGCAGCACCCUCACCACCACCAGCCUCCACCUCACCACCACCCUCACGCCAUGCACCACGAUCCCAUGGGCGUGCCCCCCGGACCCCCCUCUGCGCCGCUUGUCCACCCCGAUGCUCGCUACUAUGCUCCGGAGCGUUACGACUACCGUCCACCGACAGCGCCUCACCCACACCCAUACGGCCGCCCCGAGGCAAGCCGCCGCCACACUUCGGCAUACCACACCGUCGAGUACCCACCAUAUUACGACAUUCCUCAGUACCCACCAGGCCUGGUGGGUAUGCCGUUUGACGCCAACAUGGGCGCCCGUGCACCCAUCUCCCGCACAACCAAGGCAUGCGAUGCAUGCCGCGCGCGCAAGGUUCGCUGUGAUGCUGGCGGCCACCCUGGCUCGACCGGCACCUGCUCGCGCUGCCGCGAGUCUGGUCGUGUGUGCGUCUACACGGCCACCCAAAAGAAGCGCGGUCCUUGCCCUGGUCGUCCUGCCACCAGCCGUGUGGCCACAUCGACUGCUGCUGCCAACGCUGCCUCGUCGGCGGCAGCAGCCGCCAAUGCUGGCCGUCGCGGCAGCUUGGAAUCGGCACGCGACCGCCGCACCUGGUCGGCAGGCCACGGACCCGUUGGGGUGCCAACGUCGGCCCCGCCACACCAACAGGAGUGGCCGUACUCGUACCCGCCAUCGGCGCAGUACGAGGCUGAGGUCCGCCACCACCCCUACCGCGUGUCUCCUGGUGCUGGGUCGGGCCCGCGCACGGCCCCGCUCGUCGUCGAGCGUGAGCGUGGCCCCGGCGGAUGGGACGCCGAGCCCCGCCACGCCCCGGCCUUUGACGCGGGCUACUUGCUCCGCCCACACCCCAGCGCCGGCUGGCCCACCCACAGGCGUGGAUCGUACGCGUACGCACCCGAGUACCGUCGUAGCAUCUCGCCUCAGCCGGUCCGCCUUGCUCCCUUGAGGCGAGAGUAG